Molecule: messenger RNA, 1030 nt
Organism: Phanerochaete carnosa HHB-10118-sp
Lineage: Eukaryota; Fungi; Basidiomycota; Agaricomycetes; Polyporales; Phanerochaetaceae
Exons: 1
Coding region: 540-752 (70 amino acids)
Source: RefSeq, a predicted model, not a curated record
UCGUUGACCGUAUGUUCAGAUAUCAGGGAGGUCUUGCUGUUCUCCGCGAUGAAGCCGGUCGAGACUGCGGCCAAUACCGCAGGUCCUGUCGGACCCUCUGGACAAGUUCUUCUUGGUCUUCUCGCACACGCUGGGCGGCUGGGAGGGGACGAGCCUCUCCAGCCUGGAGGAAGACACUUCUCUCCUCGUGGACCCCCAGGCUCGCCCCGACGACAUUCUCCUCUCAUCCAUGACGUCCUUCGAGAUCCACGCCAUCACGCUCACCAAUGUACCGGCAGCAGGCACUGAUAUUUUCCACUACUUCACCCCUACCCAAGCACCUGCAGCUAGGCAUGAUAGACGACGAGGCCACGCUCCGCACGUUAUUCUCAUGAUCCCGAUAGCGCUCUCAGCGCUCGUAUGGCUCGAUCUCGACGGCUUUACGUGGAAUAAACGCGACACUGAACAUUAGAAGCGGCGUGUGCGCCUCCACCCCUUAUGCCGUCGCUCAUCGAGGUCCCAAACUCCGGAAACAGCACGUCAAGGACUCGGACGUCAAGAUGCUCUGCCUUUCAGGUGCAAACAACGUGUUCAAGAGGAAUGGGAUCGAGCGCGACCUGCCACGCCUCAUGGCGCCUAUGCAAGAGUUUUCAUACGACGGAGACGAAGAUUUCGAGUAUGAGUCGCGUGCGGAGGACAGAGAGGAGGAUUUUGAGGGUGCGGCUGCUGAUGCUGACGAAAAUGGAUCAGCGGAGGAAGAGAACCAGGACUAGGACUUGGGUGGAGAGGAAGAGAUGGCGAUGAACAAGAUGGAGAUGGAGACGACCCAGGCUUGCGGCUAUCUGAGGGCAAAAAGUAACUGGAUAAAGUGGAGUAGGCAUAUCCUAGCGCAGCGAACCUCUUGAAUAUCCGCUCGUGCAGGUGUAUUGGUGUGUGACAAAAUUCAGUUGAGAGCAAAGACACCCCUCCAAGGCUUCUAUUUGCUAUGUCGAAUAGAUUAUAGUCGUAAAAUCAUCCACAUGGCAUUUCCUACUUGUUACUCUACUUGUUC